AUGGCAGACCGAUCUAAGGCUUUGCCCAGCCGGCGAAACCUACCGCGUGCGUCUCACGCCUGUCAACGAUGUCGGGCCAAGAAGGCCAAGUGUGACCAGCAACAGCCUUGUGGAAAUUGUGUCAAGCAUUCGCAUCAAUGCGCAUAUGGGCUUCGAAGGCGAAAUGGGCGGGAUAGGAAUCUUUCUACUCCAACUGAUGGACAGUCUCAUGAAGCUUCGUCUGUAUCUUGUCUGACUGGCCGAGAUGAGGUAUGGCAUGGGAGUGAGCCCCUAGCGCAAGCUCAACAGUCCGGUCGCAUAGAAGAAGAUGAUGCUGUGGGUGAUAUCAAUCAGCACACCCAAGGAACAGAGUACUAUGGAACCUCAUCUAACUUUGUACUACUCAAUCAAUUCUUCGUAUAUGCCCAGAAGAAUCUGCAGCCGAACUCGACUGAUCCUGUCAAUAACCCGUCGACACCAUAUUUAUUCCCUGUUGGUCAUGAUGCACAGGGGACGCGUCCGGAGUCAGGUGUUACAACACGGCUACCUCUUUCCAUCGUCAACAUCUUGUCCGAUAAACAAGUUCUGGAACCCAAUUCACGGGCGAAAACACCUGAGCCGACCCAAGAGGAUAAUGACGGCCAUCUGACGAGAAGCGACAGUCGGAGAGAGUCCACCCAGCACUGUCCUUCAACUCAUAUUAACUUGAACGGAAAUGUUGCAACGAGCAGUCCCCUAGACGUUUCCAAAUAUAGACUUGAGCGGGAGUACGUCCGCCAAUUCAUUAACAAUCUGCAUCACCUUCACCCCAUGCUCGAUCCCUCAGCAUUCACUGCACGAUGCGAAAGGCUUGUGUGGGCUUCGCCUGGUAUAUCCGAGAACAGUAAGAACCAUCGGCAUUUCCUUGCUCUAUAUCAUAUCGUAGUGGCAGUAGGCGCGCUUACCUCUGGAUCCAAUGUCAUACAAUCCACCGACCUUGAUAUAGAUGGAGCAGCAGGCGGUGAAUCAUGUAGUCAACCUCCGACAAGUCAGGAACUGUCCAAGAAAUAUUUCCGAAGGUCCAGGGUCUUACUUGGAGACGUGUUUGAAGUUUGCUCGUUGGAAAGCGCUCAAACACUUUUUCUAAUGGUAGGCCACACUCUCCCACGCAACUUCCGAGUACUGUGCAUUAACAUCACACAGUCAUUAUACUGCCAAAACGCCCUUAAGCCACAUGCCUGCUACAUGUAUUGCGGCCACGCGGUCCGUACUGCUCUUGCCAUCGGUAUUGCUCGAGAAGUCUCUUCAAGUUCAGCCGAAGAGCGAAGGGCAGCACGACGAACAUGGUGGUGUAUCUACUCCCAUGAGAUAGACAUGAGCUGCAGUGCAGGCCGUCGUGAUAGUCUUGGGAAGCCCCGGAACUAUCAAAUUGACCUCCCGCAUAUUACCGAUCAAGGUGACAACACAUUACCCGAUAAGAACCUCGAAAAACGCAGUGUGAUGAUGAUCAACGAAAUGGUUCAUUUCGCUGCUAUCUUACGGCGAAUUUCAAAAGGGCUGUACUACGAUUCCAAGGGAUUGACCCUUCUCCAAAAAUCGAUUGUUGCAAAAGGGCUCGACUCGCAACUUCACGACUGGAAAUCCAGACUACCGAGCUACCUCGACUUCAAUACAGUAUCCUUCCGAGAACCAGAAUGGGCUGCCAAACAGAAGCUCGUGCUGCAACUGAGGUAUCUCAACGCCAGGAUACUGGUUCAUCGACCAUUCAUUGGGGAGCCCAUACGAAGUGUUGAAGGAGACAUGCUGACCCACGCCGAUAUCUGCCUGGACGCAGCCCGAGAAACUAUCCGCGUUAUGUAUGAUGCUUACACCAACCGACAUUACUUUCGCAGUUGGUGGUACAAUGCAACAUACACCUUGUAUGCUGGAAUGAUUGUGCUAUAUAUCAUCAUGCUUGGCCCUACUGCUGUGUCACAUGAAGAGUUGCUAGCAGAUGCUGCAAGGGCACACGAGAUACUUCAUUCGAUGGAAGAGGCUGUUGUUGCUCGAAGAAGUGCGAACUUGAUUCAAGAAGGUUUACAAGUGGGUCAAGCUUGUGUUCAAAGACGGCAGAAUGAUGCCGAGAGGACUAGUCAGCGGCAAAACGAUGCUGGAUCUCAAGUUCAAUCACAUUCAGACGAGAUUGCGAACCAGGUAUCACACGCUGUGCCAGAACAAGAACCUGGAUUGCUGGCGUCGAUCAUUGAUCCCAAUCUGCUGCAGGACUUCAUGGCAGCUGAUCAGGAUGAUCUUGACAUGCAAUUUUCUUUCCCUUCACUGGAUAGUCUCUAUGGUGAGGGGCUAGAUGGGGAUUCUUUGUCAAUACUUCAAUAA
Molecule: messenger RNA, 2331 nt
Organism: Fusarium sp. VM40
Lineage: Eukaryota; Fungi; Ascomycota; Sordariomycetes; Hypocreales; Nectriaceae
Source: the annotation of a GenBank genome assembly